AAUCCAAAACUAUACGCUUUGCCCACCGCUGUACGUAAUACUUCGUAAUACCACGCCAGUAAUAUUCAACAUUUGUCUGGGUGUGUAUGUUUUUCAAAAUUAUAUAUUAGUUACUAAAUGUGUUUGGUUAUGCUGAACACUGUUGGUUAGGUAGGCCCAUGUUUGACUAAAAAGUCCUUGAGUGAAUUACGAGGAGGAGCAGACCUAGCCAAUACAUUACUCCCCCCACCCCAAUCUGAAUCCUAUUUAGCCUCUAUUUAAUAUUGGUAGAUUAUAGUUGUCAUGCAGGGACCAUUGCGCUGGGUGCUUUGGGAUGUGAAAGACACCCUCCUGAAGGUCCGCCGGUCUGUGGGGGAGCAGUAUUGCCAUGAGGCAAAAAGAGCUGGCUUGAGCCUUGAUUCUGUAGAGGUGGAGACUGCUUUCCGUCGCGCUUACCGCCAGUUCUCUCGCAUCCAUCCCAACUACGGCACUUCUCAGGGCCUAAAUGGAAAAACUUGGUGGUGCGGGGUGGUGCGGGACACCUUCCUCCAGUGUCGCGUACAGGAUCCUGCCUUGCUGGACAAGUUAGCAGACAACCUAUACCAUAACUUCAGCAACUCGGACAAUUGGGAGGUGUUUCCAGACUCAAAAAGGGCCUUAGAGAGCUGUUCAUCUCUGGGGCUGAAACUUGGUGUGGUGUCUAACUUUGACAGUCGUCUGGAAGGGAUUUUACAAGCCUGUGGCCUGCUGUCUCACUUCAGUUUCCUGGUGACGUCGGAGGAAGCACGCGUCGCCAAGCCUAAUCCUGCCAUUUUUUACCUUGCCUUGAAGAAAUGCAGUGUGCCUGCAGCUCAAGUGGCCCACAUUGGGGACCACUAUGCCUAUGACUAUAUCACCUCUCGCUCCUUGGGUAUCCAUGGGUACUUGUUAGAUAGAGAUAAGAAGCACUGCCACCUAGAUGUACCCCAGCAGCAUCUAAUAAGUUCUCUAGAGGAGCUGUCUAUAAGACUUCAGACUAAUAUGGGUUAAUGGAAUAUCCCUGGGUUUCAGAAAACCAUUGUACAAAAUACUUAAAAUAGGCUUACUAUUUGUCCAGUUCACAUAAUUUGUAAAUGUAUUCUAUUUGUAAAUGUAUAUAAAUGUUAUUUAUACAAUCAA
Molecule: messenger RNA, 1137 nt
Organism: Osmerus eperlanus (European smelt)
Lineage: Eukaryota; Metazoa; Chordata; Actinopteri; Osmeriformes; Osmeridae
Gene: hdhd3
Product: haloacid dehalogenase-like hydrolase domain containing 3
Exons: 2
Coding region: 283-1008 (241 amino acids)
Cellular component (GO): nucleus
Source: RefSeq, a predicted model, not a curated record